AUGGGUAAGUAUAAUACCUCGAGAAGAACAGAGGAAGGGUUAGAUAAAUAUCAUUAUAGAGAAGAAAGGUACGAAAAGCAAGAUAAUAACAGUUUCACAAACAAGUCGGAUAUGCAUAUGAAAGAAAAGGAGUCGUAUUAUACGUUGGAGAACAGAAGAUAUGGAUCAAGAAGUCGAGAAAAAGGGACUGGAGGUGGUAGAGAGAAUUAUAAAAAUGAAAACAAUUAUAAUAAUAGUAGUUAUAAGAAGUCAUCUGUAGAAAAUUAUCAUGGGAAACGAAAUGAAAUGUCAAAUGGGGACAGAACUAGAAAUUAUUCAAAGAGUAGAAAAGAUUAUUAUCAUCAUCAUCAUCAGAAUUUUUCGCGUGAUAGAUAUUAUAAUAAUAGAUCUCCUGCAAGAAGAAAUUUUUCAAAAGAUAGGAAUAAGAAUAUAAUGAUGUAUGACAGAAAUAAUGAUAGAAAAUACAGUGAUAAGUACAGAUAUGAAAGGGAAAAUAAUAACAAUAAUAGUAAUCAUAAUAAUAAUCAUAGUAAUCAUAAUAAUAGUAAUAACAAUAAUCAUAACAGUAACAGGUUAUGGGGAAAUAGUGGACAUAAUAACGUUUCUGGACCGUAUGAGAAUAAUUAUAAUAAUAGAGGAAGAAAUGAAAGAAUGAAUAUAAGAAGGUAUUCCCCAGGAGCUGAUAGACAAAGAUCUCCUUAUGAUAAUAAUUCAUAUAGAAUGAAUAUCGGUAUGAUUAGAAGAGAAAGACAAAAAGAUAUGAGAAAUAAGUAUGGAUAUAAGAAAGCUGAUCCAUGUAAAAUUUUUGUGGGCAAUAUUUCACCAGAUGCAAGAGAAGAAGAUGUAAGAAGAAAGUUUUUACAUUAUGGAGAUAUUAUGAACAUGCAGUGGAAAAGAAGAUUUGCAUUUAUAGAAUAUUUUAGGUCAUCACAUGCACAAAAUGCUAUUCAAGAAGAAAAUGGGAAAUUUUUUUUUGGAGAAGAAUUAAGUGUACAACCACAUCAUCCAGGAUCUUUUUUUUUUCAUAACAGAAAUGAUAAUCGAAAUUUUUCUUCAAAAUAUCAACGCAAUUAUUCUCCCCAUAAUAGAAAUGAGUCAAGAGAAAGAAAAAAUUCUUUAAGAAUUGUUGUUAAAAAUGUUGAUGAAAAAGCUAGCUGGCAAGAUCUAAAAGAUUUUGGGAGAGAAGUUGGGUCAGUAAAUUAUGCUAAUAUUAUUCAAGAUAGUAAUAAUAAUAAAGAGAGGUAUGGAAUAAUAGAAUAUUAUAAUUAUGAAACGAUUAAAAAAGCUGUAGAAGUUUUAAAUGGAAAAAAGUUUAACGGAAAUGUAGUCGAAGUUGUGAAAUAUAAUGACUCGUCAUUAGACAGUAUACUUUAUAGAAAUAAAGAUAGAGAAUUUAAUUAUUAUAAUAAAGAAAAUAAUAUGGGAGAUCAUAAAAAGUAUUAUGUUAAUGAUAAAUUUUAUGGAGAUUCUUAUAAUCGUGAUAAGGAUAAAUAUAGAAAGGACAAAUUUUAUGACAGGUAUAGAAAUUAUGAUCGAAAUAAACUUAGUAGAGAUGAAAAGGAAAACACAACAUAUCACGACAGACGAGAUGCCAGCUAUAGAAGAGGAGGUGGUGGCGGUAGUGGCAGUGGAAUGCAUGAAAAGAGAAGGAGCAUACAGGAUAACGAAAGGAAUAGUGAUAUAAAAAAAGAAAGGGAUGAUGAUAACAGAAACAUUGGUAAGGACGCAGAAGGCGUUGACGGAAGAAGUCAGUUGAGUGAUGGCAAGGCGAAUGAAAAGGAUGAAGGUGAGGAUAGAGCAAUGGAGAGGAGCGAAAGGAGGGUAGGUAAUGAAAGAUGGGAAAGAAGGAAGAAAAGUGAAAGAAGGGAAAUAAGCGAAAGAAGGGAAAGAAGCGAAAGAAGGGAAAGAAGCGAAAGAAGGGAAAGAAGCGAGAGAAGGGAAAGAAGCGAGAGAAGGGAAAGAAGCGAAAGAAGGGAAAGAGGUGAAAGAAGCGAAAGAAGGGAAAGAAGCGAAAGAAGGGAAAGAAGCGAAAAAAGCGAAAGAAGGGAAAGAAGCGAAAGAAGGGAAAGAAGGGAAAGAAGCGAAAGAAGGGAAAGAGGUGAAAGAAGAGAAAGAAGUGAGGAAAGGGAGCAGAUAGAAAAAGAACAACUUUACGAGAAGCAAGGGACUAUGGAAAGUAUUGAAAAUGGGAAAAAAAGAGAUAAAUAUAAAAGGGGUGGAGCAGGAGGAAGGUAUGGAAGAAACUACAAAAGUGAAAGAAGCGAAAGUGUUAUUAGGAAUGGAAGAGAAGAAAGAGGAGAAGAACAACACAUUUUGAAAAAAGAUAAGGAUGAUUAUACUAACGAAAAAGAAGGAAAAAUAAAUAUAGAUAAAAAUGAUAGAGAAUUAAGUACAAGAGGUGAUGAUGAGGAUGGACAGUUAUAUAAAAGUGACAAGGAAAGAAGUACAGAUUCAACAAAUAUUAAAGAUAAAAGUGAUAAAAAUUCAAAUACAAUGAAUAAGAAUGAUGAACAUUAUAGAAGCAGAAGUUCAAGUGUAAAACCAAAAUCUUAUAAAAGAAAUAUGAACAGAAGAAGGGUUAGCAAAGUAUCAGAAGGAUCAUCAGUCAGACGUGACUUAAGAGACAGUUAUUGUGAUGAUAACAUUAAUAAUGAUAAAUGGUCCAUCUCAAAAAAGGCUUGUAUAAAUAAAUGCAAUUCUACCGAAAGCGGUGCAUAG
Messenger RNA from Plasmodium malariae, 2718 nucleotides. Its product is annotated as RNA-binding protein, putative. The record is from RefSeq and is a predicted model, not a curated record. Gene Ontology annotation, cellular component: cytosol. Gene Ontology annotation, molecular function: mRNA binding. The transcript has a single exon. NCBI's taxonomy places the organism in Eukaryota, Apicomplexa, Aconoidasida, Haemosporida, Plasmodiidae. The coding region runs from base 1 to 2718 and encodes 905 amino acids.